UUUUCCAAGCAAAACAUUGACAUAGCAGAUACUUUACUGUCUAGCCACGUUCAGUGACUGUUACAAUGUAGCUAGAAUCUGUCAUGCCACGCCUUCUUCCCCCGUGAUGACGGUUCCAGAGAGCCCUUUUCGUUCAUCCGUCUAUAUAUGGGCAGCACACAUGACUCAAAAUCCCGCCCUAACGUGAGCUUUGCCGUUUCGAUUCGACCACAAGCUUUCAAUUCUGUAAACGCUCUCGAUGGUGAUCCACAUUUCUGUCAACAGUCACGACUUCACGACAAUUGGGACGGUCUUGUAACUCGCAGGUACAGGGUCCUGCUGCCAGACAGUCCUUCCGGAUGUCAAAGUACAAAGUCUUUGUGAUGAGGCAUGGAGAAGGGGCCUGGACCAAAGAGAACCGCUUCUGCAGCUGGGUGGACCAGAGGCUGAGCGAGGACGGGGUCAAGGAGGCCCUGGCGUGUGGUCACCUCCUGAGGGAAGCAGGCUACCACCUGGAUGUAGUAUUCACCUCCCUGCUCAGCCGAUCCAUCCACACAGCCUGGCUGUUGUUGGAAGCCAUGGGGCAGGAGUGGGUCCCCGUGGUCAGGUCGUGGAGACUCAACGAGCGCCAUUACGGUGCCCUGAUCGGGCUGAAUAGAGCUCAGAUGGCCCUAAACCACGGCGAGGAGCUGGUGAAACAGUGGAGGAGGAGCUAUGACCUCACGCCGCCCCCUAUCGACGAAUCACACCCUUACUUCCUGGAGAUCUACAACGACCGGCGGUAUUCUACCUGUGACGUGUCUAAAGAGGAUCUUCCGAAGUCAGAGAGCCUGAAGGAUGUCUUAGAGAGGCUCCAGCCGUACUGGGAUGGCACCAUUGUGCCGGAGAUCAAACAGGGGAAAUCGGUGCUCAUCUCUGGGCAUGGGAAUAGCUGCAGGGCCCUGCUGAAACACCUGGAAGGUAUAUCAGAUGCUGAUAUCGUCAACGUGACGUUACCGACUGGGACACCCAUUCUGAUUGAGCUGGAUGAGAACUUCCGGCCCACCAAACCCAUGCAGCUCCUGGGAGACCAGGAAGCCAUCCAGGCAGCCAUCAGGAAGGUGGAGGACCAGGGUAAGGUUAAACAAACGACCUGAAUAUAGUCAACCGGAUUCUAGUCAUUCUAGAUUCUGAAUUGUAGAAUCUAGUCAACUGGAUGCUAGUUUUUCUGGAUUGUAAAAUAUAGUCAACUGGAUUCUAGUCAUUCUAAAUUCUGGAUUGUAGAAUCUAGUCAACUGGAUUCUAGUCAUUUUAGAUUCAGGAUUUUAGAAUCUAGUCAACUGGAUUCUAGUCAUUCUAGGUUCUGGAUUGUAGAAUCUAGUCAACUGGAUUCUAGUCAUUCUAGAUUCUGAAUUCUAGAAUCUAGUCAACUGGAUUCUAGUCAUUCUAGAUUCUGAAUUCUAGAAUCUAGUCAACUGGAUUCUAGUAAUUCUGGAUUCUAGUCAUUCUAGAUUCUGGAUUGUAGAAUCUAGUCAACUGGAUUCUAGAUUCUGGAUUGUAGAAUUUAGUCAACUCGAUUGUUGUCAUUCUGGAUUGUAGAAUCUAGUCAACCGGAUUCUGGAUUGUAGAAUUUAGUCAACUCGAUUCUAGUCAUUCUGGAUUAUUUAUUUGUGGUCCUCUGUAGCUCAGCUGGUAGAGCACGGCGCUUGUAACGCCAAGGUAGUGGGUUCGAUCCCCGGGA
Molecule: messenger RNA, 1699 nt
Organism: Coregonus clupeaformis (lake whitefish)
Lineage: Eukaryota; Metazoa; Chordata; Actinopteri; Salmoniformes; Salmonidae
Product: bisphosphoglycerate mutase
Exons: 3
Coding region: 339-1115 (258 amino acids)
Biological process (GO): glycolytic process
Molecular function (GO): intramolecular phosphotransferase activity
Source: RefSeq, a predicted model, not a curated record